UCAAAAGUAGAUACUAAUCAGGACCUUGCGGAUAUUGAAUUCCUUAUCGAGAAGUCAUUUCAACAACCCCUUACCUCCGUGAGAAAUGGACGUGGGCGUUAAUGGUUGGAAUGUGGGAAUCCCAGUUUUGGGAAAUUGUCAACAUCGUCGUUUGACCUCUCACCUCUAAGAACUCAAUGUAAAGUUGUCUUUUGAUUGCAACCUGAUUGACAUGUUGCUGUUUGUUAAACUCAAUUAUCUGAGUAACGUGUGGUCACCUUGAGACGAGCCACGAAUACACUGCUAUGUAAUCGCCUGAGUGUUGGCCGUGAAAAUAGCAAAUCCGGACUUCUCGAAACUCUCAAGAUCCACUCAAUUCAUUCCAGACUUACAGUCACAAUCGAAAUCGAAUUAGUUUCUAAUCAUGCCGUCGCUCUCUACACUUGCUCCUCUUGCGGGCAUUAUUGCCAGUAUUCCUUCUGUAAUUGCGGGCUUCGAUCCGACCUCGCAGAGUAAUGUUGCCGUUUAUUGGGGACAAAACUCGUAUGGACAGGGCUCUGGAGCUUAUGUCCAGCAACGACUCUCAUAUUAUUGUCAAAACACGGAAGUUAACAUCAUUCCGCUCGCAUUUUUGAGUUCUAUCAAUACUCCAGUCCUCAACUUUGCCAACCAAGGAGAUCCAUGUACGGUAAUUUCAGGAUCCACGUUAUUUUACUGUUCAGAGCUCGAGGCCGACAUUACCACAUGUCAAGAAACAUAUGGCAAGACAAUUUUGCUUUCUGUUGGCGGGGCCACUUAUACUGAGGGCGGUUUCACAUCCACACAAGCUGCCACAACCGCUGCGAAUAAUCUUUGGUCAUGGUUUGGACCUGACACCUCGGGUAACAUCCGACCUUUCGGAACGGCUGUAAUCGAUGGAUUCGAUUUUGACUUCGAAAGCACAGUAUCCAAUAUGCCUGCAUUUGGAAAUCAGCUCCGCUCGUUGAUGGACACAGAUAAAAACAAAACAUGGCUUCUAUCCGCUGCUCCACAGUGUCCCUAUCCUGAUGCCGCAGAUGGACCAAUGCUUGAUGGAACUGUAUCAUUCGAUAUCGUAUGGGUGCAAUUCUACAACAAUUACUGCGGAGUACAAUCAUUCGUCCCCGGUGUGUCAACACAGAAUAACUUCAAUUUUGAUACUUGGGACAACUGGGCCAAGACAGUAUCACUAAAUCCUAACGUCAAAGUCAUGCUAGGCAUACCAUCAAACACUGGAGCUGGAGCUGGGUACACCUCCGGGGCCGCUCUCGCGAGUGUCAUCGCAUACUCAAAGAGUUUCUCCAGUUUUGGCGGCGUCAUGAUGUGGGACAUGAGUCAACUUUACGCAAAUGCCGGAUUCCUCGAUGCGGUCAACGUGGAUCUCGGAAAGCCAGCUGUAACGGUGCCAGUCAUAACUAGCACUGUUACUAGCACUAGUACCAGCAAGUCUUCAAUCACUUCUACUACCACCUCCGCUACUACGACCGCUCCAGGAUCUACUCUCACGACCAUAACAACAACUAGCGCCAGUCCUACUUCGACUGGCGGUCCACUUGUCAAUGAGUGGAACCAAUGCGGUGGACAGGGCUGGACUGGAGCCACUAAUUGCGUCCCUGGCACAAGUUGUGUCGCAUAUAGCAUCUGGUAUUCGCAGUGCAAUCCUAACUAGAUUACGGUCUAGUGGUGAGGGCGCCGAGUCUUGAGUUUCAACGCAUCACGGAGAUGUAGGAAGGUGUUAUUCAUUGCCUCAUAUUUGUAUAUUUCGUUCAGAUUGUUUCACAUACCUUCAACUUAUUCGAUUCUUUUGUAUAUACUUGAAACCGUGGGAGUAUUCAACGGUUCGGUGGCUUUUUCUUUCAAUUAAUCGCACAUAUUUCACAAAUAUGGCAAGUGGAUGAAGCGUCUUCUUUAUCUUUUCAAA
Molecule: messenger RNA, 1918 nt
Organism: Botrytis byssoidea
Lineage: Eukaryota; Fungi; Ascomycota; Leotiomycetes; Helotiales; Sclerotiniaceae
Exons: 6
Coding region: 404-1666 (420 amino acids)
Biological process (GO): carbohydrate metabolic process
Cellular component (GO): extracellular region
Molecular function (GO): cellulose binding; chitinase activity
Source: RefSeq, a predicted model, not a curated record